This is a messenger RNA of Parnassius mnemosyne (clouded apollo), 1167 nucleotides long. The record is from the annotation of a GenBank genome assembly. NCBI's taxonomy places the organism in Eukaryota, Metazoa, Arthropoda, Insecta, Lepidoptera, Papilionidae.
AUGAAGUCAUUAUUGCGUUGUUCAUAUUCUGCUCGCGCUUUCCUACUUAAGUCGCGUGCAAGUAGUUCGCAAACCACUGGAACUAAUAAAGAAGAAAGUCCUCUAAAGCGACUGUUGGAUGAUGCAAGUUCGUUUGGUGAUGUUUCAAACUUGGAACCAGAACUACGUUGGGCAACUGAACCAUAUGCGAGGGUUAUUGCCGAUGAGCCAGUAAAACGCGUAGAUCCACGCGAAACUACAGUGUUACUAUUUCCCGGGCAAGGUUCACAUCAUGUUGGCAUGGGAAAGAGACUACUUGACUUGCCGGCCGCACGUGAACUCUAUGAGUUGGCCUCCAAUGUUGUUGGAUGGGACGUCGCGCGAGUGUGCACGGAGGGUCCCGACGACGAGCUGGAGCGACGUCAGCAGGUGUGCGUGCUGGUGACCGCGCUGGCGGCGCUGGAGCGCGUGCGCGACGAGCGGCCCGGCGCGCUGGAGCGCGUGCGCGCCGCCGCCGGCUUCUCGGUGGGCGAGGUCGCCGCGCUCGUGUUCGCGGACGCGCUGUCGUUCGAGGGCGCGCUGCGGUUCGUCGAGUUGCGUGCGGCGGCCGCGGAGGCGGCGGCGGCGGAGCGCGCCGGCGGCACGCUGAUGCUGUGGCUGGCGCCGGACGCGCGGCUCGGCGACGCGCUGCGGCGCGCGCGCGACCACGCGGCCGAGUGCGGCGUGGCGGCGCCCGUGUGCGCCGUGGCCGCCUACAUGCACGCCGGCUGCAAGGCCGUGGCGGGCGACGAGGCGGCGCUGCGCUGGCUGCGCGCGCACGGCGCCGCCUGGGGCGUGCGGCGCGCCGCCCCCGUGCGCGGCGCCGCGCUGCACUCGCCGCUCAUGGCGCGCGCCGCGGACGCACUGCGCGAGGCGCUGCGACACAUACAGGUGCGCGCGCCGCGGCUGCGCGUGGUGUCGUGCGUGGACGCGCAGGCGCUGCGCGACGCCACGCACACGCGGCGCCAGCUGGCGCGCCAGGCGCUGCGGCCGCUGCGCUGGGAGCAGGCGCUGCACGCGCUGUACGCGCGCCCGCGCGCCGAGCCGCAGCCGCUGACGCUGGCGCUGGGCCCGGCCGCCGCGCUGCGCUCCACGCUGCGCCUCGUCAACGCGCGCGCCUGGGACGCCUCCCUGCAGAUCGACGUCUGA